Molecule: messenger RNA, 984 nt
Organism: Eimeria maxima
Lineage: Eukaryota; Apicomplexa; Conoidasida; Eucoccidiorida; Eimeriidae
Product: dehydrodolichyl diphosphate synthase, putative
Exons: 4
Coding region: 1-984 (327 amino acids)
Biological process (GO): polyprenol biosynthetic process
Cellular component (GO): endoplasmic reticulum
Source: RefSeq, a predicted model, not a curated record
AUGGAUGGCAAUAGACGAUCAUCAUUAUUAAGGAGACAGUCUCCUUUUAGGGGACAUAAAAGAGGAGCAAAUACACUAAAACAAGUAGCUAAAGCGUGUGCUGCAGUAGGUGUGAGGGUUUUAUCUGUUUAUGCAUUUGCAUUAAAUAAUUUUUAUAGAAAAAAAGAAGAAAUUUCUUUUCUUCUUCAUCUUGCAGAAACACUAUUUAAGGACCCUAAAUGGAUACAGGGUUUCUUGAUGUCGGAAGGAAUUCGUCUGGUUGUAGUUGGUGAUUUAUCUUUUGUUGGGUCUGAUUUAGCAGCAGCAGCAGCAGCAGCAGCAGCACAAACAAAAAAUAAUAAAAGAUUGCUGCUAAGGAUUUGUGUCUCCUAUGGAGGAAGACAUGAAGUUGCUAGGAUACUCUCACCCAAGCAGCAGCAGCAGCAGCAGCAGCAGCAGCAGGAACAACAACAACAGCAGCAGGAAGGGCAGCAGCAGCAGGAACAACAACAACAGCAGCAGGAAGAGCAGCAGCAGCAGCAGCAGCAGCAGCAGCAGCAGCAGCAGCAGCUUUUAGGGUCUCGUGAACAAGACAGCAGCAGAUACACCCCAGAGUCUGAGGUGUCUGCUUCUGCGUCACCAUUGGAUACACCGCGGGAAGCAACAGCAGCAGCAGCAGCAGAAGCAGUAGAAGCAGCAGUACCAGAAGCAGCAGCAGCAGAUGCAGCAGCAGCAGCAGAAGCAGCAGCAACAGCAAACCUUCAGUUGCAUGCAGAGGAGGAGUUUUGUCAGCAGCUGCGUUUUGGUCAGAUAGAUACAAAAGACAAAUCUAAACAAAUAUACAACUCGUUACGCUCCUCAUUUUAUAAGGAUUUACAGGCCGGCGAAUUUCCGUCGCCCGAAAUUUUAAUUCGCACGUCGGGAGAGGCGAGGCUAUCGGACUUCUUACUAUGCGAGGUACUGCAGCAGCAGCAGCAGCAGCAGCAGCAGCAGCAGCAGCAGUAG